AUGUGGAUAUUAAGAUACUCGUACGAAAGCGAAGAUCAUGGCACUGUAUACGUCUCCUGUUGCUUGCAACGGUCAAGGAACUAUUCUAUCGGUCGCUCUAGUAAAACUAAUGCAUUGGUGAUCAAAAACGAUAAAAGUAUAUCACGACAACAUAUCAGCUUUCAAUGGGUUUCACAUGAUUACGUCGACAUAGUCAACGAUGGGAAGCUAACAUAUAUCAAUGAUGCAUUUCUGAAACCAAAGGAGACAACGCGUAUCAGUAUCAGCGCAUCAAAGGAAACCAAUAUCAAAGUUGGGUCGGCACCAGUUAUUGUAAAUCUGGUGUGGGAAGAUGUAUUCAUAGAUAUGACACCUAUCAGUGAUACUGGCCAAUCUUUGAAACUUAUUGGUAUAUACCCCGCUGGAUCCACACAUGGAGUAAACAUCGAGGACGCGAUGAAAACACUUUGCAUUAAAAUCAAGGAAAUUAAAUGGCCGCAUCAAUUGAUUGCGCUGAUACGAGGUGCAAAUCGACUAUACAAAGCUGACUUGGUAGACUUAAUGGCGCAACAACUUGUAGAUUCAAAUGAAAAUAUCUCUUCGUUUGAUGAAAUAUGGAACCGUACAGUUGAUUCGGGGCAGUAUAAGGAGUACCCUAAUUUUAAAGUGGAUAGGAACUCUUUUCGAGACUUUACAAUCAUAUACUUUGACAAUAAUGACUCGGAUAUUAGCGGUGUUCGGUCGUGUGUUGAAUUUUGCGGUGGAACUCUUCUCUCUUUUGUUAACAACGAAUCAUUUGAAAAGUACGCUUCUACGAAUGAAACAUUGCACAAUGUUCUGCUGUUGAGAUCAGAGCGAUUUCAAGUCUCACAUCCAGUUUACGAAAUACUAAACAAAAUUGACAUAUGCUCGACAGGGAGCUUCUUCAAAGCGGUAACGGAAAACAAUGUAUCCACCCUUGUUCAUCGUGAACUAUUUCUGCGGAGAUACACUGAUAUUACGCAAAAAGAGAUGAGGAGACCAAAAGAACCAGUAGAGGAUACUGCUGUACCUUUGAAGAAACGAAGGUUAAAUCGAAGAAAAGUCCAACCAUUGAAUCCAUUAGAGUUUUUUGCUGGUGGUGAUACAGCCACAACAACUAAACAAAGUAGCGAUGAUGGUUUAGCUGCCACAAAGGCAGUUGACGAAACUGAGGUGUCUGAUAAAAUGCAUGGUUCUGGCGAUGUGUUGUCGAACUCUACUAAUAAUAAUCAGGACACUGUGGCCACACAAGGCAAAAUUUCACCAAUUCUAGAAAUGAAUGCGCUGUCUGCAGAAGUACCUAAAGGUGAUGAAUCGUCACACGUCGUUGAACCAGACAGAACAUAUGAAAAAGACGACUGUCUCCCUGAUAAUCUUGAAGUUAAUGGCAUGAUGAAGGAACCAGAGCCUGUGAUAGAAAAGACGCGACAAAGUUCGAUAAAUGAAUCAUUGCGCACUCCGAAAGAACCGGUGGCAGAGAUGGAAGAUGAACUCGAAGAGGUGGAUGAAGUUGACGAACCAACCCACUUAAAAGCUUCCAGGGAAGCUUCCAAAAUUGUUGGUCCAGAAAGUUUGGCGCCAAGUAGAGACACUGAAGUGCUUCGGCCGAGACCGGCGAAGCCCCGCAACAGCAGUUCGUUGGUAGAGACCAUACAGUCGGUAAAAGAUAACGAAACUCGUCGUCUGCAAUGUACGCUCACACCGGUUGAUCCAUCGGAAUUGACCGAUGAAGCGAUCGCUGAUUUCUCGAACAUGGCUAUUGUGGAGCCAACUGUGAAUAUAGUUAGAAAGAAGCCCGCCAUGGUGACAGAAAGUUCUAUCAGGAGCGAUAGACCAAACUUCAAGAAGUUUAUGAAAGUUUGGCCCAAGGCCAGGAAGGGCAAUGAUUCUUUACGGAAUAAUGCGUACUUGAUAACGAGGGAUUACGUCCCUAUGAAGGCAUACAACAGAAACGAACCUAAGGUGUUUGACGAGUUUGAAAAUGUUACGAAAGCGGGUAUUUUGCCAGACAUUAUCGAGCCACCUAUACAGCCUUCACAGAGCCUGAAUCAUGACACUCCCCCACUUUUGGAUGAUAAAGCCGUAUCUGAAAAUGAAUUGUUCGUUGCUGAAGACAGCGAUGAGGAUGAGAUCCCGGCUGAGCACGCAAGAUACACUGACACUCUGCCGAAAGAAGCGGCUCGCCCCAGAAGAAGGUUACUGACCACUGAGGAGCAAGCUGAUAAUAGCACCACACACCUUACCUCCAGCGGAGACGAAUCAGAUUCCGACGAUCAGGGACCCCGUUUCAAAUUCAGCAGACGCAGUUGA
This is a messenger RNA of Huiozyma naganishii CBS 8797, 2310 nucleotides long. It is a transcript of the gene XRS2, whose product is annotated as Xrs2p. The record is from RefSeq and is a predicted model, not a curated record. NCBI's taxonomy places the organism in Eukaryota, Fungi, Ascomycota, Saccharomycetes, Saccharomycetales, Saccharomycetaceae. Gene Ontology annotation, molecular function: protein binding. The transcript has a single exon. The coding region runs from base 1 to 2310 and encodes 769 amino acids.